This is a messenger RNA of Pyricularia pennisetigena, 1152 nucleotides long. RefSeq lists its product as uncharacterized. NCBI's taxonomy places the organism in Eukaryota, Fungi, Ascomycota, Sordariomycetes, Magnaporthales, Pyriculariaceae. The transcript has 3 exons. The coding region runs from base 1 to 1152 and encodes 383 amino acids. The record is from RefSeq and is a predicted model, not a curated record.
AUGACGUCUCGGCCUAUCUUUGUUGCCACGCAUCCUCGGGCUUGUUCGACAGCGUUCGAAAGAGUCUUCAUGACCAGGCGUGACAUUCUCGAAUGUGCACAUGAGCCUUUUGGAGACGCAUUCUAUUACGGUCCAGAGAGGCUGUCAGAGAGAUACGAGAAGGAUGAGGCUGCCAGGUUGAAGAGCGGGUUCGCCAACGUAACCUACGGAGAUGUGUUGGAUAAAAUGAAGGCUUCGGUCCCUGAGGGCAAACGACUGUUCAUUAAGGACAUCACUCACUACCUCUGCCCUCCUGACGGCAAGCCGGCAAGGAUUGCCCCUUCGCUGGCUGCCGCUGCUGAGCCUCUGCAGAACGGCAAGGCCGCCAACGGCGUCAAUGGCGCGGCCACCAAUGGCAACCACGUAAAUGGAACAGCCACUAAUGGCAACCAUCUGAAUGGAACGACCACCAAUGGCAACCAUGUCAACGGUACACCUACCAAUGGCAACCAUGUUAACGGCGCUGCCACCAAUGGCCAUGCCGAUGCCAUCAGCGAGCCCGGAAACCCCAGCGUGAUGCCACUAGCCAUACUGCGCGAGUUCCACUUCACCUUCCUGAUAAGGCACCCGCGCAGGUCCAUCCCAUCCUACUACCGCUGCACCAUUCCGCCGCUGGACGAGAAGACGGGUUUCAAGAACUUCAUGCCCAGCGAGGCCGGCUACAUUGAGGUCCGCAACAUGUUUGAUUAUCUUCUCAGCCAGGGCGUCAUCGGACCGCACAAGGCCGGGGAGCCGGCCCCGGCCAACAGCAGCGGUGUCAGCAUAACCGUCCUGGAUGCUGACGACCUGCUCGACAAGCCGGCAGCGGUCAUCGAAGCCUUCUGCAAGGAGGUCGGCAUCGAUUACAGUCCUGAAAUGCUGAAGUGGGAGGACGCGGAGAAUCAGCAGUAUGCUCUCGAUGCAUUUGCCAAAUGGAAUGGCUUCCACGACGAUGUUAUCGGAAGCACGUACCUGAAGCCUCGUACACACGGCUGCAAGACGGUGACCAGGGAAUCCGAAGACGAAGAAUGGCGUCAGAAGUAUGGAGAAGAAGGCCAAAGGAUCAUCAGGGACUGUGUCGACGCAAAUAUCCCACACUAUGAGUACUUGAAAUCUUUCGCUAUCAAGUUUUAA